UGCUCCUCCCCGCCCGUCUCUUGGGCAUCGCCGCUUGUUGCGGCCGGGACCGGUCCCUGGGCUUGGGGGUCGGGGCUGGCACGGGGACGUGAUGGGUAGGAGGGACCUGACCCAGGGUAGCUGCUGCCCUGGGGCCCGACGCCCUGCUCUAGCCCCCCGUGCAGUGCACAAGACCGUCCGUUAGAGCUUUGACCCCCCUUCGUCCAGCUGACCGGAACCCGUCAGGGCCUGCCUACCUGCAGCAGUCGCGCUGCAAGGAGGGAUUGGGAUAGGCUUCUAAUUUCCCUCACUGCAAACCAGUUCUGCAGGCAGAGUGCAGAUUUUGACACCAUUGCACGUUGGCCCUGGUGAUGUUAAGGGAGAAGAAGUGGGUGACGGUGGGAGACACAUCCCUUCGGAUAUUCAAGUGGGUGCCUGUAGCAGACAGUAAAGAGAAAGAGAAGUCCAAAACAAGUAGCAGCACUGCCCGAGAACCCAAUGGCUUCCCAGCUGACUCAUCUGCCAACUCCUCCCUCCUCCUGGAGUUCCAGGAUGAGACCAGUAACCAGAGCUCCUUGUCAGACGUUUACCAACUCAAGGUCGACAGCAGCCCGAACUCGAGCCCCAGCCCCCAGCAAAGCGAGUCAAUGAGUCCGGCACAUACAUCCGACUUCCGCACGGACGACUCACAGCCACCUACACUGGGGCAGGAGACCCUGGAAGAGCCCUGCCUCCCUUCCUCGGAAGUUGCAGAUGAGCCUCCCACUCUCACGAAGGAGGAGCCUGUCCCUCUCGAGACUCAGGACACUGAAGAGGAGGAUUCUGGGGCGCCGCCUCUGAAGAGAUUUUGUGCAGAUCAGAACUCUGUGUGCCACACGGCCUCGGAGAGCUAGGGACAGGCCCCUCCUGCCUGCCCCCGCCGCAGAGCCCUCCUGCCCUACCCCGGGUCAGGCCCCUCCCACCAGCCCCCCGCAGAACCAGCUCGCCAUCCCCAGGGACGGGUUCCUCCCUCCAGCCCCCCGCAGAGCCGGCCUGCCCUCCCCAGUGAUGGGCCCCUUCCACCAGCCCUCCUCCCUUCCCCAAGCCAGCCUGCCCUCCCCAGGGACAGGCCCCUCCUGCCAACCCCGGCAGAGCAGGCCUGCCCUCCCCAGGGACGGGCUCCUCCCACCAGCCCCUUGCAGAGGAGCUAGUCUGUAGUCUGUCCUUCCCUCAGGGACAGGCCAGGGCACCUCGCACCAUCAGUACUUGCAAAAUUGCCUCUAUUUAUUGGCUCCCUUUUCCUGCUGAUCUGUGCUGGUGCGGCAGGGGCGGGGCUGGUCAUGUGGCCUGCUUGUGUGAGGGGCUGAGUCCUCUGGGUCUCCUGCUCUGCCUGGGCACUGGGCGAGAACUGCAGCCUGACAGAUGUUGUUCCCCUGCAGGACGAUGGUAUUUAGGGUCCCGUGCCCCUGGUUGCCAGGAAUGAAAGAGCCGUUCCUGCUGCACUAAGUAGUUUCUCUUCCCCAGAGAAUUGUUUCCAUGUCCUGGAGCUUCCCUCAGUAAACAAGCCUCAUUGAUGGGCCGGGUUAGGUGAGCAUUUGGGGCAUGGGACCGCCCAGCACUGGAACUUUAACAAAGGCCUUUGCCCUGCAGGGCAGGGAUCCUGAGCUGGGACAGUGUGCAAUAGCUGUUGGUUUAAGCCAUUUGUGCUGGAGGAGACAGGUGCACCCGUGCUAUGGAGGGUAGGCAGAUGAGUGAGUCAGGGCACAGCCGCCAUCCCCAGGCAUGCACUAUGGGGCCUCUGGAGGUCUUGGCACUCUCCCCUGGCCCCUGCAGGGUAGCAGUAUUCAAGGGUGCAGGCUGUAGGCACAGAGCCCUUAGUAUUGGAUCCAGGGAGGUUGCCACCAGGUCCCUGGCUGACUCUGUGCCUGGCAUCGACCUGCGGUUCCUUAUGUGAGUGCCCAUGGGAGAGGCUGAGGCAGCAUAGGGUUUCUUCAGCUUGAGGGUGGGGAGGUCCUGCUGUGAGGCCGACUCCAAGUCUACCUCAGGGACCGGGAAGGACACAGCAGGGUCUAGGGUCUCUCCCAGAAAACCCAGGGGCCUUAGUUCUCACUCUGCCAGCACUGUCAGGGUGGCGUCAUUUCCCAGGGCACCCUUACACUGCCUGCCCUUGGUGCCUGAUUUGCACACUCUGGCACCUCUCUCACCCGGCUCCCAGUCAGAGCUGCUCCGCAGGCUUGUUUACCAAGGAGCUCCCAUCCCUCCUCUCCAACGCCAUGGACCUGUUUCCUCUUCGUUGCGAUCUGCAUGUCAAAUUGAGUCUGUGAUUGAGCCUCUGUUGAAGCCGAAGGCACCGGCUGUGCGUGGAAGUGGAGAGAUAUUUUAGCACUGAAUAGAAUAUUUUUAAAAUUAAACUAUUUGAAAUACA
Caretta caretta (loggerhead turtle) is the source of this 2383-nucleotide messenger RNA. The record is from RefSeq and is a predicted model, not a curated record. NCBI's taxonomy places the organism in Eukaryota, Metazoa, Chordata, Testudines, Cheloniidae.